CGCACCGCAGCGCGAGCGCCACGCUCAAAAUCCACCCAGUUUCAUUUCUUACAUGUUAUUUUUGACCAAAAAUUAAGUAAUCCCUGGUCUAUAAAACGAGAAAAAUGCUAAACCGCUCUAUCAACGGUGUUCAUGGAUUUUUAGCAGUUCUACAUUAAUGCUUUCUUGUCAUUUAGUAGGUUUUCUAUCCAGCUUUAGUUGAGAACGAGUGGAACAAAAACAGUAUGGUUGAAAUGAUCUCCCAGAAAAACAUUAUACACCCUUUUCGACAUUUAACAAACAUUGCGUUCGCUGUGAUCAUUAUUGCAGUUUUACAUCCAGGGGUUUGUCAGGAUGCUGAGAUAAAUCCGAAUAAAUGUCUUGUGUGGGGUCCUGGACUAAAUCCCGAUGUUGUUCUGCCUGUCAGGUACUUUUACAUUCAGACUGUAGAUUCACAUGGAGGAAACAUCACUGUCUCACCAGGCAAAGACUUAUUCAAAGUGAAGAUAACCUCUUUGGAAAAGGAGUAUCUACGUAUCCAUGCCCCACCACCCUUGGACCGGGGCGAUGGCUCACUGCUUGUGCGAUACCGUCUCUAUGGAAGCUCUGCAAAGGGUUUGAAGGUUGACGUGUUAUAUCAAGACAAGCCUGUGGCAAAGUCACCAUAUACUCUUAAAGGUCCUAUUUAUCAUGAAUACUGUGAUUGCCCAGAGUCAGAUGUGAAAGCCUGGCAGAGUGUUAUGCAGUGUUUAGAGGAAGAUCCCCAGAUUCAGCUAGAUUUCAGCUCAUUCCCUUCUAUUGACCUGCAGCAUCUCUUGCAGGAGGUUCCACAACGCUUUGCAAAGCGAGGUGGUCUCAUUCACUAUACCAUCUUAAAUAACCAGGUGCAUCGACGAUCUCUGGGCAAGUACACAGAUUUCAAGAUGUUCUCCGAUGAGAUGCUGCUCUCCCUUGCUCGAAAAGUAAAAUUACCUGAUGUGGAAUUUUAUAUAAAUGUUGGUGACUGGCCAAUGGAGAAUAGGAAAGUGAAUGACAAACCAGUGCCAGUUAUCUCAUGGUGUGGGUCCACAGAAACACGGGACAUCAUUCUUCCCACCUAUGACAUCACACACUCAACCUUAGAGGCAAUGAGAGGUGUAACAAAUGACUUGCUGUCAGUCCAGGGGAACACAGGUCCUGUGUGGUCGAAUAAACUGGGCAAGGCAUUCUUCAGAGGCAGAGACAGUCGAGAAGAGCGCUUGCAGCUGGUAACCAUGUCUCAAGAAAAUCCCGAAUUGCUUGAUGCAGGAAUAACAGCGUUCUUUUUCUUUCGUGAACGGGAGAAGGAUCUUGGCAAAGCUCCGCUGGUUGGUUUCUUUGACUUCUUUAAGUACAAAUACCAGGUGAAUGUGGAUGGAACAGUAGCUGCUUACAGGUUUCCUUACCUGAUGCUGGGCAACAGCUUGGUCCUAAAACAGGAUUCGCCAUACUAUGAACACUUUUACACACAUCUGAAACCAGGUGUACACUACAUACCCGUGAAGAGGAACCUUUCUGACCUUAUUGAGAAGAUUAAAUGGGCGAAGAGCAAUGAUGCAGAGGUAGAGAGCAUUGCUAAGAGAGGACAAUCACUGAUGAGAGAUCUACUUCAGCCUCACAGACUCUACUGCUACUAUUACUCAGUAUUUCAGACCUAUGCAAAUCGUCAGACAACUCAACCUGUCGUUCAUCCUAAUAUGGAAAUAGUGCUUCAGCCUUCUGAUCACACUGCACUGUGUAACUGUGAGAGACGAUCAGUUGACAAGCAACAUCAACAGAAGAAGGAUGAGCUUUGACAGAGUAAGCAAAAAGCAUUGACAACCCUUCACAGCUCCUCUUCCACCAAAGGUUUACUGAAACUAGUUACGAGUUACAGAAAUGCACAUGAAAGAAAUGGAAUGGAAAAUUGUUUACCAAAAUCAUUUAAAAAAAUGACAUGGAGCAUUUGUUUGUGGUUAUAAACAUUAAAAGUGUGGAUACUUUUGAAGAACAAAAAGAUUUAUUGGUUUAAUGAGCGUGCCUAGCAUGUGUGAUAAACUUUGCAUUAGGAUAUUAACCUCACUGCUUAGUUUUGAUAAGAUUUUAUUUUCCAUAUUCAAUACUAGUUAAUUUAGCAGAUGAGAUACUGAAGACUUAAUCUACUUUUUCACAUUUUACAGAAUUUUGAGUGAAAUGAACAGUGUUUUUUUUUUUAUUUCUCCUUGAAUAAUCUUGCUAGAAUGUAUCUACAUGAAUUCAGCAAAAGUAUCAUAUGUGAGCCACACCGAUGCUCAAAAAAGUAUUGUGAUCUGAGUACUAAAGUUUACAGUACUUUCAAUUACCAAGCUCACUACCAAACUACAUGACAAAGUUGGACAAAGAUUUUUGAUCAGAAUAAAGUAUUUGCACAUUGCCAUUGUUGCUAUCUUGCUCAGUCUAAACUAUAAUAUAAUGUACCAAUAAUAUUAAACAUAGUUGUCACAGAACUCAUUAGAAAAAAUGUCUGAGCAAAAAUCAUGUGUGAAGUUGCCUUAAACUUGCAGAUUUUCCUUUGCUUCCCAUGUUCGUUUGUGCAAAACAGCUGUUCUUGAGUUGAAUGCAGGUGACUGUGAUCUUUUAUAUGCCAACAUAAGGAUUUCUGAAAGCCAUUAGAGCUAUGGUUUUUUAAUAAAUGGUCCCUUUAAUCAAGUUUGAGAAAUUGUGCGCUGCUUGAUGUGGUUUGUGUUGUGUUUUUUACAUUUGUUGUAGUAAUAUUUUCUGUGUAUAAAUCUAUGAAGAAUAAAUUCACCACACAAAAACUUUG
Messenger RNA from Xyrauchen texanus (razorback sucker), 2779 nucleotides. It is a transcript of the gene poglut3, whose product is annotated as protein O-glucosyltransferase 3. Bases 225 to 1793 code for a protein of 522 amino acids. Lineage: Eukaryota; Metazoa; Chordata; Actinopteri; Cypriniformes; Catostomidae. Gene Ontology annotation, molecular function: protein binding; glucosyltransferase activity. Gene Ontology annotation, cellular component: endomembrane system. The record is from RefSeq and is a predicted model, not a curated record. The transcript has 8 exons.